CCGCCAAUCGCGUAAGAUGCAUACCGAUCGUUGGCUGUCUGUUGCCGAGACAUUCCGGACCCGCACUGUGCAUGAGAGACGAGCUUGAAAUUGUAAAUUGUACUGUGGAAAGCCAUGACAUUGAAAAACAUCGUGCACGCAGAGAAGAAAUGAGGCGAAUCACGUCGUGACGUUUCGAGGGACUUGGUGGGACUUGGUGCUCGACUUGAACAACAUUCGAGGUUAACUUACCCCGGAGAUAUCCGCGUAUCCAAAUGGUUACGAUCUCGCAUUAUAACCUACGCCGUGUAUGCGAUUCUAACAUCAGCUGAUGAGUUCGAUGUAACUCCGCGCACGAUAGCCGAAUUUUCAAACAUUUCGUGCUCACGAUUCACCGAAUAGAACGUCGCAAUGGCAGACCUCGCCUUGGGGGAGCUCAGCGGCGAUCAAACCGAGAAAGUACUACAGUUUCAGGAUCUCACCGGCAUUGAAGAUCUCUCGGUAUGCAGAGACGUUUUGCAGAGGCACAAUUGGAAUUUGGAAGUGGCAGUUCAGGAGCAAUUAAAUUUGUACGAAGGCAGACCAUCCAUGUAUGCACAGGACUCGCGUGCCCGACCACCGCAGGUUGUAGAUGACAGUAGUUCAAGAAUUUAUUUUAGUUAUCCUGGAAGCUCUGGGGGAGGUGGGGGCCUCUUAUCCUAUAUUUUUUCCAUGUGUUAUAAUCUAGUGAGCAGUAUCCUGCAACUACUUUUUGCAAUAUUUAAGAGAAACGUUAGACCUGUGUCCUCUGAUCCAGUGGAAGAUGUAGUCAACUUUAUUAGAUCUUAUGAGGAGCGUUGCGGUAACACUCAUCCAGUAUUUUACCAGGGCUCUUACAGCCAAGCUCUUUCGGACGCAAAACAAGAAUUAAGAUUUUUAUUGGUAUAUCUGCAUAAAGAUGAGACACAAGAAGUUGACCAAUGGUGCAGAAAUACAUUAUGUGAUCCAGAAGUGAUACGAUAUAUAAACACGCAUACAUUGUUCUGGGCAUGUAACGUUAAAUCUGGAGAGGGUUACAAAGUCGCGGAAGCGCUCAAAUCGGGUUCAUAUCCCUUCCUAGCGCUUAUCGUGUUGAAGGACAAUAGAAUGACAAUAGUUGGUCGAUUAGAGGGCGCACCAUCUUCCGCUGAUUUAAUGUCACGAUUGCAAACGAUUAUAGAACGCAAUGAAAUUAACUUGAUCCAAGCACGUCGAGAAAGAGCAGAACGUAGCGCGGCGCAAUCGCUUCGGCAACAACAAGAUCGUGCUUACGAGGAGUCGUUACGUGCGGACCAAGAGAAAGAUCGUAGAAGAGAGGAGGAGCGAAGAGCACGUGAGGAGCAAGAGGCCCGAGAGAAAGAAGAGUUGAAUGCCCAAGAGUUGGAAAUUCAACGUAUACGUCUUUUAAAAGAGUUGACUAUUGGCAAAGUGCCCUUCGAGCCAGAACCAUCUAAUCCUAAUGCAUGUCACCUUCAAAUUAAGCUUGGAGAGAGAACGAUGAAAAGAAGAUUUCUUAUGACUGAUACAGUCAAGGAUGUUUAUCACUGGAUAUUUAGCCAACCGGAUUCUCCAGCGAGUUUCGAGAUAACAACGAGCUAUCCCAGAAGAGUCCUCUAUCCUUGUAGAGAUAUCUUAACUCUAUUGGAUGCCGGUUUAACCCAUAGAGAGGUCCUUCACGUUAACGAUCUAGACGACUAAUUGCCAUCAUUUCGAUAUGACAUUUUUCAAGUUUUUAGUAUCAUUCCAUGGGAAAAAUGAUACUGUCAUGAAAGACACUUGUCAAGAGACAUAAGCUCAUGCAGCAUAUAUACACAAGAUGAUAUACACAUGCAUACACGCGUAUAUAUGUAUGUGUAUGUAUAUAUGUAUACACACACAUACACACAUACAUAUAUUAUAUAUAUUUGAUACAUUCUAAUACUUUAUGUGAGAUAUACUUUCUUGGAUGAAAAAUAUGAUUACGUGAAAUAUACCAAAAGAUAGGAAUCAAAAAGGGGGAAAAAGGUUUGUUUAUAAAUGCAGCUUAUUUAAAUUAACAAUUGGUAUUCGACCACCGCAUUUACUGAAAAAUGCAUUUCGUAUAAUAGAAAAAAAAGAAAAAAAAUGAUAGAUAGGAAUGUAUAUUAAAAUCUUUUUGUGUAACAAAAUGAUCUCGUAAAAAGAAAAAAAAAAUUGUACAGUAAAUCAUUUUUUUUAUAUCUCUUCCGACACCGAUAAACGGUGUCAGUAUCAAAGAGCAGUGAUACGAGUAAGUUCUGACGCUUGAAUAAAUUUCAUGUGUCCGGGCACACUCUAAUAAAAUUGUCCACACGUUUCCCUCUGA
Messenger RNA from Solenopsis invicta (red fire ant), 2320 nucleotides. RefSeq names its product FAS-associated factor 2 (gene Faf2). Gene Ontology annotation, cellular component: endoplasmic reticulum. NCBI's taxonomy places the organism in Eukaryota, Metazoa, Arthropoda, Insecta, Hymenoptera, Formicidae. The coding region runs from base 391 to 1695 and encodes 434 amino acids. The transcript has 8 exons. The record is from RefSeq and is a predicted model, not a curated record. Gene Ontology annotation, molecular function: ubiquitin binding.